AUGACUAUGGACACACAGGUAGUUGCUCCUAUACCUGAAGAUGCAAUAGAGACUGGUGAAGCUGAAAAAGAACUAGAGGUAGUGAGACCAGAGCUGAAGAAGCCUGUGAUUGUAGAUGCUGAAACUGGGAAUAAAUACCACACUGAGAUUCAUGAGAUGUUUAAGCAAGUAAAGAUUAAUAUUCCACUCUUGGAUGCCAUACAACAAGUUCCUUCGUAUGCAAAAUUUUUGAAGGACUUGUGUACAGUGAAGAGGAAGUUGAAUGUAAAGAAGAAAGCUUUCCUAACGGAGCAAGUCAGUGUAUUGAUAUUGAGCGAGACUCCUCAGAAGUUUGGAGAUCCUGGCUCCCCCAACAUUUCAAUUAUGAUCGGUGAGUCACGCAUUGGGAGAGUUUUACUUGAUUUGGGGAGUAGUGUGAACUUGCUACCAUUCUCAGUGUAUGAGCAGUUGGGAUUGGGUGAGUUAAAAAAGACCUCUAUCAUGCUACGAUUGGCUGACAGAUCAAUUAAGGAGCUGAGGGGUAUUGUAGAGGAUGUGCUAGUCCAGGAGGACAAAUUUUACUACCCAGUGGAUUUUGUAGUUCUUGAUAUGCAGCAGCCAGCCUCCACUAUUUACCAAGCUCCUGUCAUUCUUGGAAGACCAUUUCUAGCUACAUCAAAUGCUUUGAUUAAUUGCAGAAGUGGAGUUCUGAAGCUUACUUUUGGGAACAUGGCACUUGAAUUGAACGUUUUCAAUGCUUGCAAGAUGCCAACGCAUUUUGAUGACACAAGUGAUUUGAAUGCUGUGGAGAGUUUGACACCAACAGAAUUUAUUUGCUCAACUUUUCCUUUCUCUGAUAAUGAUUCCAGUUUUCAGUCACAUAAAUUUUUACUUGAUGAAAAAACUGACCAUGUUGAUGGAAAUGUUUUUGAAUUUUUGGACUGUUUUGCAGAUUCUUCCUUACCACUUAGUACAAUUUGCAGGCGCAAGAUGGAAACCCCAGUUUGA
This is a messenger RNA of Juglans microcarpa x Juglans regia, 987 nucleotides long. RefSeq lists its product as uncharacterized. The coding region runs from base 1 to 987 and encodes 328 amino acids. The record is from RefSeq and is a predicted model, not a curated record. Lineage: Eukaryota; Viridiplantae; Streptophyta; Magnoliopsida; Fagales; Juglandaceae. The transcript has 2 exons.